AUGACCGCGCCUAUCUCCGUCUCCGGUGGCUGGUGGACCUUCACCAACUACGCUCCCCUCACCACGACAUUCACCCCAGCACCCAGCUGCACCGCGUCCGACAGGUUCAGAAUCGGCUACAUCAACCACGGCUAUCCGUACCUCGAGUACGCUGUGCAGUGCACCAAGGACGUCGACUACACGGACUGCGUGCCCUCGGCCACCACAACGGCCACGAGCUGGCCAACCCCGCCGGGGCACCAUGGCUGGGCUGGUAUCGGCGGCUACUACUCGCCAGGCUUGUACUGCCCUUCCGGCUGGGAGACAAUGGGCGUGGCUGCGCGCGAUGCAAGCAGCAGCCUGACUUCGUCGGGUAUCCUGAGCACGACGCCGGCUCCGAGCACGACAAGCUCGGAUCCUAUGGCUUACUAUUACGCGACAGCGACGUGGGAUGAUCCCGCGACAAUCCUGAAAGGCGUUCUCGAGCCGGAGCAGACGAUGGCCGUUUGCUGUCCGAGCUCCUUCACCGCCGACCCCUACGGUGGCUGCUAUUCCGUCGCCACGGACUUCAAGCCCACGGUCGGCUGCGAGGCGUACAGGGGCUACAACUACGAGUUCGGCGAUACGACCGUCGCCUACUCGUACCACGGCAUCACGAGCACGAGAGUCAUGGAAGUUCCCACCAUCACCGUGUACAAGUCCAGCACUAUCACGCACACCUUCAACCGCUUCGAGAUCGCGAGUGACCGCUACUCCGCCAUCUCGUACGUCCCCAUGAUCACGCUGCUGCACCACCAGUCGGACGUGGCGUCUGCCAGCUUGGCGUCUGCGUCUGCGUCUGCGGCUGCAGCUGCGGCCAGUGCUAAUGCGACGGCGUCGGCCGCAGCUACGUCUAAUGCGGCGGUGAGGUUGGGCGGGCGUUCUGGGUAUGAUGGGGUGGGUGCUGUCGUGGGGGUUGCGGUGGCGGCGAUGGCGCUGGGGGCUGCUAUAGUUCUCCAGUAG
Molecule: messenger RNA, 981 nt
Organism: Penicillium canariense
Lineage: Eukaryota; Fungi; Ascomycota; Eurotiomycetes; Eurotiales; Aspergillaceae
Exons: 2
Coding region: 1-981 (326 amino acids)
Source: RefSeq, a predicted model, not a curated record